Kalmanozyma brasiliensis GHG001 is the source of this 543-nucleotide messenger RNA. Its product is annotated as RNA recognition motif domain protein. Lineage: Eukaryota; Fungi; Basidiomycota; Ustilaginomycetes; Ustilaginales. The transcript has a single exon. The record is from RefSeq and is a predicted model, not a curated record. Bases 1 to 543 code for a protein of 180 amino acids. Gene Ontology annotation, molecular function: mRNA binding.
AUGGCCGCCGCAAAAGUCUACGUCGGAAACCUCUCGUGGAACACCACCGACGACAGUCUCGCCCACGCCUUCUCGGCUUACGGUCAGCUCACCGACUACAUUGUCAUGAAGGACCGUGAGACCGGCCGCUCGCGUGGUUUCGGCUUUGUCACCUUCGCUUCCCAGGGCGAGGCUGACGCUGCCAUCGCCGCCCUCAACGAGCAGGAGCUCGACGGCCGUCGCAUCCGUGUCAACAUGGCCAACUCCCGACCUGCCGGCGGUAUGGGCGGUGGCUACGGCGGUGUCACUGGCCAGUACGGCGCCAACUCGUACGGCGGCCAGGGUGGCUACGGCGGUGGCUUCGGCGGCCAGCCCGGUGGAUUCCAGCAGCAGGGCGGCUACGGUGGCUACCAGCAGCCCGGCUUCCAGCCCCAGCAGGGUGGCUACGGCGCUCCCCAGCAGGGCUACGGUGCUCCUCAGCAGGGCUACGGUGCCCCCCAGCAGGGCUACGGCGCCCCUCAGCAGGGCGGUGGUUACGGUGGCUACAACGGCCAGAGCCAGUAA